AUGGUUCAACCAUCGUUGAUCAUUGUCUCGACACCCAUCCCCUCCGCCCAGCACCUCUCUGGUCGCCCAUCCAGCCCCGAAAACAUGACAAAAGAGCCCGCCCACAUCACAGAUGACGUGGCCUCUCGCCUCGACCCUGCUGUGCGCCCCUCCCCUCUUGUAGGGAUGUGGGCCGGCUUCCAACCCCUACGUGUAUCCUCCAUCGACACCCGAUCUCCCCUGCAACCCAGAUAUCGGCCCCACUGCGUGCUGUUCACCCUGCCCUUGCUCUCACCUCACCCCUCCCCUCCACAGGGAUGGCGACGACGACAACAGGGUGACGACGAGCAUGGCAACAGGGCCGAGGACCGGGCGAGGAAGAGGAUGGUGACAGGACAGGGCAACAAGGAUGGUGACAGGCCGAGGACUGGACAGGAGAAGGAUGGCGUGCGCAAAGCCAUGCCCUCUCGCCCUCUCGCCCUCUCGCCCUCUCGCCCUCUCGCCCUCUCGACCUCUCUGCCCUCUCUGCCUCCCGCCCUCUCUGCCCUCUCUGCCCUCUCCCUCUCCACAUCACCCACCCCUCCCCCUCAACAGGGAUGUGGGUGCCACUCUUCCUCCCACCAGUCCCCUGCUGACGUUCGCUGCUCACCACGACCUCUCCUCAUCCCUUCCCUCUCCUCAUCCCUCCCUACCCAUAUCUCACCCUCUCACCCUCCCUUCUUCGCCCUCUUCCCAACCCAUGGUUCCACGGCAGCGCGAUGGAGGAAUGACAAAUUCAAGAGCAGCAACUCAAGCACGUUGGGCGUGCGGAACAAAUGUAAAUGUCGUCAUGGUGCAGGGGCAAGCACAGUGGGAAAGAAGUGA
Cyclocybe aegerita is the source of this 843-nucleotide messenger RNA. The record is from the annotation of a GenBank genome assembly. Lineage: Eukaryota; Fungi; Basidiomycota; Agaricomycetes; Agaricales; Hemipholiotaceae.